AUGAGGAGGCAGAACUACUUGGCCAGCGCUUCGCGUCCUGUCGAGAUGGCGCCAAUCCCACCUUUCCCCAAGAAACAGAUGCUGGUUCUAUGUAGGUCCAUGAUCCCCGACAUUCACAGCCCCUGGGGUCGUGGGAGUGGCCUUGGUGACGAGAUAUGUGAGCCCAUCGCAUUCAUGGGCAUCUUUCCCUACAUCUACUACAUGGUGCAGGAUUUCCACAUCACCGAGGACAAGUCAAAGAUCUCCAUGUACGCAGGCAUGGUCACGUCCGCCUUCACCUUCGCCGAGUUCUGCACCGGCAUCUUCUGGGGCAGGCUCAGCGACAGGAUCGGACGCAAGCCUGUCUUGCUCACCGGGCUCCUUGGCACCGCGCUGAGUGUUCUGCUGUUCGGCUUCGCGCCGAGCCUCCCAGUCGCUCUGUUCGCGAGGGCUCUCGGCGGCCUCUUGAACGGAAACGUGGGCGUGCUGCAGACCACGGUCGCAGAGAUCGUCACCGUCAAGGAGCACCAACCCCGAGCCUACACGAUCAUGCCGCUCGUGUGGAACGUUGGGUCCAUCGUCGGACCGGCCAUCGGCGGCGCGCUCGCCUCGCCGUGCAAAUAUUACCCCAGCAUCUUCCCGCCUGGCACGAUCUGGGAGCGAUUCCCGUACCUGCUGCCCAACCUCUUCAGCGCCGCGGCCGUGUUCUUUGGACUCUUGGUCGGGCUCCUGUUUCUGGAGGAGACGCACGCCGAGAAGAAGAAGCAGCGAGACCGAGGCGUCGAGCUGGGCAACUACCUCCUCUCGUACGUCUCCUGGAAGCCCUUUGCCUCGUCGCCCGAGUCCAAGAAGUGCGCCGAAGCGCAGCCGCUUCUCGACUCUGAAGAGCAGCUGCCCGGCUACUGCACGACGGAAAGCUCUCCACAGCUGUCUUCGACAACGCAGGUACCCGAGCUCGGCGAGCCUCUGGACCUGACGGCACCCAGACCGUCGGUGGCCAGCCAGUCUAGGUCCACGUCCAUGUUCAACAAGCAGAUCAUCCUCAUCAUUGUGACCUACGGUAUUCUUGCUUUCCACACCAUGACCUUUGACCAGUUGUUUCCCGUCUUCCUCAGCACAGAGCCUCCCAAGUCUGGUCGGUCGAUCAGCUCGCCGAUCAAGUUCGUCGGCGGUUUCGGGUACGAUACGCAGACGAUCGGCGUCAUCCUGGCCGUGCAGGGCGUGUACUCGAUGUUUUCGAACUACGUGCUCUUCCCGGCAGCGACGAGGCGGUUGGGCAACCUCCGUCUCUUCCAGCUCAUCUCGGCCUUUUACGUCUUCCUCUACCUCGUGACGCCCUAUCUGGUCCUCCUGCCCGAGAACCUUCGCAUGGGCGGCAUCUACGCCAUCAUCGUCUGGAAGUGCACCUUCUCGACCCUGGCCUACCCCAGCAACGCCAUUAUCCUCAACACCUCGGUGUCCUCUCGGCUGGUCCUGGGCACGAUCAACGGCUGGGCCGCAUCCGCGGCCAGCCUCUGCCGAGCCUUCGGACCCAUGAUAUCGGGGUUCUUGUACGCGACCGGCCUAGAGACGGGAUACUCGGGGCUCUCGUGGUGGAUGGCCGGUCUCGUCACGGUCGGCGGCGCGUUCCUCAGCAUGCAGCUGAAGGAGCCCAACGGGAACCUGGACGAGAAGAUCAAGGACAUCGAGGCGGUCCCCGCCGGGCCGCGCCUCCUGAAUGAGGGUGCUUGA
Molecule: messenger RNA, 1710 nt
Organism: Thyridium curvatum
Lineage: Eukaryota; Fungi; Ascomycota; Sordariomycetes; Thyridiales; Thyridiaceae
Exons: 3
Coding region: 1-1710 (569 amino acids)
Biological process (GO): transmembrane transport
Molecular function (GO): transmembrane transporter activity
Source: RefSeq, a predicted model, not a curated record